UGAGUUGGUAUAUACAUUUGCAGAGAGAAGAACAACAGAGCCGUUGCGAUCUCCAAGCCCCGUCGUUGCCUGACACUCAAGAUGAAGACUUUGGCCAUCCUGCUUUUUGCCUCUCUGGCUGUUGCCUGUCUGUCUUCAGACUCCAUGGAUUCCAACGGUGACGACCGAGAUGAUGACCGUCAUGACCGCGAUGACCACCGCCGCAACUACAACGACCGCUACAACGACAACGGCCGCAACGGCGACCGCCGACACAACGGCCGUUACAACAACGACCGCCACGACAACGGCGACCGCUACAACGGCGACCGCUCCAACGGUGACCGCAACGGCGACCGCUACGACGACCGCUACAACGGCGACCGCUCCAACGGCGACCGCUCCGACAACGGCCGCUCCAACGGUGACCGCAACGGCGACCGCUACGACGACCGCUACAACGGCGACCGCUCCAACGGCGACCGCUCCGACAACGGUGACCGCUACAACAACAAUGGCGACCGCUACAACAAUCAGCGCCAUCCGGUGUUUGUGGAUAGGUCACAGGCCGCUGCAGUGGUGCCGCCCAGGAGAGCAACUGUCGAGCUGUCCUUGACCCAGGUGGAGAGCUUGAGAGAAGUCUGCGAGUCCAACGUGGCUUGCGACCACAUGAUGGACACCGAUGGAGUCGUCGCUGCUUACAACGCCUACUACGGACCCGUUCCUUUUUAGACGCCAAAUCACAACAGUCGACUCCUUGUCAUGGCAUAAAUGGCUUGAUGUUGCAUUUUAUUAUCACCUGCCUCUUUCAAGUUAACCCCCUUUUCUAUCUAAAUAACACGAGAAAACAAUUCCAAAAGUGUUUUGACCAAAAAAAUGUGAGAGCAGUGCUGGAGGAGUAGCACCGAUAUAUGAAUUUAAUUUUCAAUUCUGUACAGACCGGCCGGCCCAUUUGUCUCUAUGAUUCGAUCACCUCUUUCAGCCUGUAGAGUAGUGUGAUGAAUAAGUAAAAAUAAUGAAAAU
Molecule: messenger RNA, 1002 nt
Organism: Hippocampus comes (tiger tail seahorse)
Lineage: Eukaryota; Metazoa; Chordata; Actinopteri; Syngnathiformes; Syngnathidae
Gene: bglap
Product: bone gamma-carboxyglutamate (gla) protein
Exons: 5
Coding region: 82-711 (209 amino acids)
Biological process (GO): response to vitamin K; osteoblast differentiation; regulation of cellular response to insulin stimulus
Cellular component (GO): extracellular region
Molecular function (GO): structural constituent of bone; hydroxyapatite binding; calcium ion binding
Source: RefSeq, a predicted model, not a curated record